GUAUGGCGGGAAUCCAAGACACAGGUGAUAAAAUGCAAAUAUGCGUUUUCAUUCGAGAUUCGAGAUCAUUCAAAAACAGGUGACAAGUGACAGUGAAUAAUCAAUAAUUUAUUUAUUGAUAAACGUAAAUUUAAAGGGUCGCAGUGACUAGGCUAAAAGAAUACAAAUUGUAGUGUCUUUAUAAAACAACGUUCUAUUAGUUAAUUUUUGAAUUUAAAAUCAUUUAAUUUUGUUAAACUUAAAAGUAUUUAAAUUAUAGCUAAAAUGGAAUCUCAUGGUGUUGAACUUUAUGUUUAUGAUUUAUCCAUGGGGCUAGCAUCCCAGUUUUCUUCACAUUUGAUAGGUAAACAACUUGAUGGCAUCUGGCACACAUCUACUGUUGUUUACAAUAGAGAAUAUUUUUUUGGAUCUCGAGGGGUUGAGAGCUGUAAUCCAGCAUCAACCUUUUUGGGACCUCCAAAGGAUAUUAAAUUUUUGGGAGAAACUGAAGUACCAUAUUCUGUAUUUUCAGACUAUUUAGCUGGGCUUUCUAAUUCUACAUAUAGCGGAGACCAGUAUCAUCUUUUACAUCGGAAUUGCAAUCACUUCUCCGAAGAGAUCGCACAGUUCUUAUGCGGAACCAGUAUUCCGAAACAUAUACUUGACUUGCCGCAAGAAGUAUUAAGUUCUGGAAUUGGUGCCACUCUCCCCGCACUCAUAUCCCAACUGGAACAGAGCGCCAGGCCCAUCAGCGAGGAAAUUCAAGGAUUCUCCAGGGAAAAUACUCCUGAUCUAAACAGGCAGAUUGAGGAAGCCAGAUACAACAGUUUCCUUUUGGAACAGCGAAGGAAAACUUUGAACGAAAAACACGCUAAGAAAGAGAGGAAGAGGGAAAAAAGACGUAAGAAGAUACUUAAAGCUGGUGGAGUAGUUCCUGCAGAACUAGAGGACAUAGCUAUGGCUGACACCGCAGCAGUAAAUGGCAGUAGCGAAUCAACGCUACCGUCAGAACAGGCGUUAGCUAUCGAAGAAGAGGAGCGAAAGGAAGAAGAAGAGAAGAAAAAAGCCAGAGAGCCUCCAAUCGUGUAUAAGGACUUAAUUGAUGUGAAGGAAGAGUUUGACGCGCUGAUUGCUUUGAUUGAUGGGAAGCUUAGUCCAGAAGAGCAGAAGUCCACUGAAGAACUUCAACAGUACAUGAUUGGGGAUGAGGGCAGUUGGGCUCUUAGCGAUGGAUUCCUGGAUUAUAUCAACCGACUUCUCAAUGAUAAAGCGUUCCCAACAGAAGUAAGAGUAAAACUCCUAAAUUUAUUGGCCAUGGCUGCACUGAAGGACGACGUAAUUUUGGUUUUGCACCAGGACAGAAAAGACCACAUUCUGAUGAACUUUUCAUUUGAAAUCGACAGGUUAUCAAAAGAAGAACAGGAAGCUGUAGCUUUAUUUAUGGUUAACAUGUUUGAAAACCUGAGUUCUUCAGAAUGGCUGCUUUACAUUUCCGAAUGGCAGUACAAUACACAACAAAUCAGCAAUAUUCGGGUAACGACAAAGGUGGCAGUUCACUGUCUUUUAUCUGACAACCCAGUUCUACAAGAGCGGGGUGCCGCGAUAAUCUAUAACUUGGCCGCCAAGGAGGUAAAAACUGUGGUUUUCGACGAUGUAGCUGUAGAAAUCACAAUGGCCAUACUUCAAUACUUUAAUCAAAAGCCAUCAGAAGAGCAGCUUUUCAGAUGUAUGAAGGCUCUAGCGCGGUUUGCUGAAGUCUCACGCCAAGAAGUGCCUCAGCUGAUCCAAAUGAUCGGUCCCGACCCGAAGUCUUUCAAAGGAACCAGCGAAAGAAUCGACGCUUUUAUCGAUCAACUUUCUUCCAGACUGCAUUAACUAAUAAUUAAUUUUAAUCGGCAUGCUGUUAAUAUCCUAUUUUUUAUUGUUAAUAAUUUAUUAAAUCGGAUUUGAGAUACAAUGAGUUGUGUGUUAUUAUAUUUCUAUAUAUCGUAAACUUUUUUAUUACUUUUUACUUGAUAUUGUUUAUGAUUCGUGUUAAUAAAGAAAUGAGCUGUAUCA
Sitophilus oryzae (rice weevil) is the source of this 2037-nucleotide messenger RNA. RefSeq lists its product as uncharacterized. Gene Ontology annotation, molecular function: peptidase activity. The transcript has 9 exons. Lineage: Eukaryota; Metazoa; Arthropoda; Insecta; Coleoptera; Curculionidae. Bases 265 to 1854 code for a protein of 529 amino acids. The record is from RefSeq and is a predicted model, not a curated record. Gene Ontology annotation, biological process: protein modification by small protein removal.